Molecule: messenger RNA, 1986 nt
Organism: Anopheles stephensi (Asian malaria mosquito)
Lineage: Eukaryota; Metazoa; Arthropoda; Insecta; Diptera; Culicidae
Gene: alpha-PheRS
Product: phenylalanine--tRNA ligase alpha subunit
Exons: 2
Coding region: 67-1557 (496 amino acids)
Biological process (GO): phenylalanyl-tRNA aminoacylation
Cellular component (GO): phenylalanine-tRNA ligase complex; cytosol; cytoplasm
Molecular function (GO): phenylalanine-tRNA ligase activity; tRNA binding; ATP binding
Source: RefSeq, a predicted model, not a curated record
AUUUGUAGAUCUUGAUUGCCGGCUCGACAACAAAAGAGAGGCCUCGUUGGUGCAGUUUUCACGAAAAUGCAGGACAUACCGGAACGGAUUCUAAAGUACAUUGCCGACCACGGGGAGGUGGAUACGCUUGAUCUGGCCGCAGUUUUUGGUGAGGAUCAUCAGAAAAUAGUGGGCGGCGUGAAAAGUAUCGAGGCUACCGGCGAGCUGAUCCAGUGCGUGCCGAGCACACGCAAGUCGUGGAAGCUUACUGCCGAAGGACGGGACAUUCUGGAGCAUGGCAGCCACGAGGCGAACGUGUUUAAAGCUGUCCCGCAGAACGGCAUACCGCAGGCCGAGCUGAUGAAGUGUGGAGGCAAAAACCCCAAAGCUGGCUUCAGCAAGGCCAUGUCAAACGGUUGGAUACUGAUCGACAAAACCGGCGGUGCACCGCUCGUUCGCCGCAAGGUGGACACAAUCGAGGAUGAAGUGCUGGCGCACGUGAAAGCCAUUGCGGAGGGCAAAGAAUCGGCCGUGCCGGACGGUGUGAAGAGUGAGUACAAGAAGCGCAAGAUCCUGGAGGAAAGCGUGACGAAAAGCUUCAUACUCUCGAAGGGGCCCGAAUUCGCGACCACCCUGAAGAAGCUAGAAACUGAUCUGACCGUCGAAAUGUUGGCCAGCGGUUUGUGGAAGGAUUUGAAAUUUAAGGCAUACAACUUUGACGCGCUCGGUGCACCGCCCGGACGGGGCCAGCUACAUCCGCUGAUGAAGGUGCGUACCGAAUUUCGGCAGAUAUUCCUCGAGAUGGGCUUCUCGGAGAUGCCAACGAACAACUUUGUCGAGUCCGGCUUUUGGAACUUUGACGCACUGUACGUGCCGCAGCAGCAUCCGGCCCGCGACCAGCAGGAUACGUUCUUUGUGUCGCACCCGCAGAUGAGCGACAAGUUCCCGCUGGCGCUGGUGGAAAGUGUGCGCGACUCGCACGAACGCGGCGUGGACGGUUCGAUCGGCUACCGGUACGACUGGAAGCUGGACGAGAGUCGCAAGAACGUGCUACGCACGCAUACGACCGGUGUGAGCGCUAGGAUGCUGUACAAGGUGGCCCACCAGCCUGGGGGCUUCAAGCCGGUCAAGUACUUUAGCAUCGACAAGGUGUUCCGCAACGAAACGCUCGACGCGACCCAUCUGGCCGAGUUCCACCAGGUGGAGGGCGUCGUGGCCGACUACGGCAUCACGCUGGGCGAUCUGAUCGGUACGUUCAAUGCGUUCUUCAACAAGCUCGGAAUCACGGAGCUGGAGUACAAACCAACCUUCAACCCGUACACCGAGCCGUCGAUGGAGAUCUUCUGCUUCCAUCCGGGGCUGCAGCGAUGGAUCGAGGUCGGCAACUCGGGAGUGUUCCGGCCGGAAUUGCUUAUUCCGCUCGGCGUUCCGAAGGAGGUGAAUGUGAUUGCUUGGGGACUGUCGCUCGAACGCCCGACCAUGAUCAAGUACGGGCUAAACAACAUACGCGACCUUAUCGGCCCGAAGGUGGAUUUGAAAAUGGUCCAGGACGGGCCGAUCUGUCGCAUGAAUUGUUAAACGGUGCAACGGGGCAAAUAUACUUUGAUUCGAUUCCGCAAGCAAAAAAGGAGAGGUCCUGAUGGCUCUGUUUCUUUCUCUUCCUGUUUCGGAGGAUGAUUAAGCGCUCUACUAAGGUUGGUUUUAAACUAAUUUAAUCUCAUAUUAAGAAACGAAAGAUGUGACAUGUUAUGACGACUUAGCCAACCCCAACCAACCCCAGACGCUGCCGAAACCAAGUCAUGUGAGUAAUUUAAUAAGUAGCACGAUUAUUAGCUGCUGUUUACUUGGAAGGUUUGAUGACUUCGAACUUGAAGCCGUUCUUGGACAGCUGUUCGAUUAAGCUCGUUUUAGCGUAUGCCGCUCCGGGCGGAUACACGCCACCACUGAAAAAAAGCAGUUCUCAAACAUUUAUUACUCGACCACAAUAAAACCAAAGUGGCUGAUGGA